Molecule: messenger RNA, 1167 nt
Organism: Uncinocarpus reesii 1704
Lineage: Eukaryota; Fungi; Ascomycota; Eurotiomycetes; Onygenales; Onygenaceae
Exons: 2
Coding region: 1-1167 (388 amino acids)
Source: RefSeq, a predicted model, not a curated record
AUGUUCACCGCCAAGGCCUUGAUGGCUUUUCUCUUCUCAGUUUCGAUGACCCCGCUUGUGGCAGGCCAUAGCUGGGUGGAACAACUUAUGAAUAUUGCCCCAAACGGCACUUUCGUCGGCGACCCCGGAUACCCGCGAGGCAAUAUUAGAAGAGGCACCCCUGAAUUUAACGAUCCUGCGAUGACAUAUCUUUUACCUCCAAAUACUCGACCAGCCGGAUCUGGGUUACAGCCGGGCGACAAUAUCUGCAAGGAAACACAGCGAAAACUCGAGCAGACCCAGGGCAGCCCCCGACUAAAAGCCAGCCCUGGGGCUGCAAUUGCUUUAAGAUUCCAAGAAAAUGGCCAUGUUACUCUGCCAGACGCUCAGCCAGGAAAGCCCAAGAAUCGAGGCUAUGUAUAUGUGUACGGCACCACCGAUCCUCGACCGGACGACAAGAUUUUAUCCAUUCAUAAGGUUUGGAACUCUGCUGGAACUGGAGGUGAUCGAAGGGGAAUGCUCUUAUCACGCCAGAAUUUCGACGAUGGCCGUUGCUACCAGAUCAAUGACAAGCCUAUUUCGAAACUUCGCCAGGCAAAAUUUCCGCAUGAGGCGAACCAGCUGAUGGGAGCGGAUAUGUGGUGUCAGCAAGAUAUUGCUCUGCCCCAAAACGUUCCUGUUGGGAAGCCUUAUACGCUUUACUGGGUUUGGGACUGGCCCACUGCGCCGAGCGUUGACCCUGGGCUCCCCAAAGGCAAACUCGAAAUUUACACAACUUGCAUGGAUAUCGAUAUCAUCGAAAAGCCCCUGUCCAAUAAACUAGCCAUUGCGCAGGGAGGGGAAGGAUAUGUCAAGGGCCAACCACUUAACAACGCGGCGCUUCCGUCACAACUUGCCCAGUUGAAUAACGCAAUGGUCAUUCCCACCGCUGCCAGCACGGGUUUCAGAACGGCAGCCGUUCAGCUCACAAAGUCUGCACCAAAUAGCUCCGGUGUGAAGCCCACUGCAAGCUCCACCAUGGCCUCAGCGGCAGUCAUAACUAUUAUUCCGCCUUUCAAGAACUCGACUACCCCACUCAACUAUGAACAGAAUUCAAAAGCUCCAGGUGGAACGACCCCGGUUCCUACACAAACGAUGGCACAAUUCCGUUUCCGUAGAGAUGGGGUGGAACUUCGCCGCCGGGCGUGA